Plenodomus lingam JN3 is the source of this 780-nucleotide messenger RNA. The record is from RefSeq and is a predicted model, not a curated record. NCBI's taxonomy places the organism in Eukaryota, Fungi, Ascomycota, Dothideomycetes, Pleosporales, Leptosphaeriaceae.
AUGGUACUGGGCAUGGCUUUCAGGUCCAAAUUUAUCAACGGCUGGCCAGGAAGCCCAUGCCAGAACAUAGUGCGUCGCAUCGGGCCGUGCGGAUGUAUCCUUCCAGUGUCUCACAAUUCUUUGAAGAACGAGACGAUGAAGCUGUUCGCAGGGCCAAGAACGAGCUUCUCCGUCGACUGGCUCUCUCCCCAUCUUUCACAGUCUCAGAGCUUGGCCAACGCACCCCUCCAUUUUUCGCCACUACCCAGCGCUAGCUCUUUGCUUCGUCAAUUUGGUGUUGAUGUCACCUUGUUCAAUGGAUUGUUGCGAUGCGCCAUAUCAAACAGCUCUUCAUACACCCUGCCGUCUGAUCUUCCUAGCGCGCUGUUGAGAAGCCAGUCUGGUAUCGACCACGCAUCCACAAGCUUCACAGCAUUCGGCCCCAGCUCGCCUGAUAUUCAGUAUCACAUCCUGAAGGUCAUACACUACUUCUGGCGAGACUGCUGCCGUCAUAGUAAACGACGAAGCAAACUAGUCAAGCGAGUGAAGUGCAUAUGGGCGAAAGCAUAUUCGCGGGACACCUGGAAAGUUGGUGACGAGGAACAGCCCCCAAUAUGCACGACUGAGGUUGUGCAACUGUAUCAUCAGCUUCGUCCAGGGUUUUCUUCUCCACGACACGAGCCUAGUAGGCACGAUAACCUGGUUGCGUACUCUGCCAUCUCUGUUGACGCUCUGGAAAAUAUGAUGAUUCCUGUUCUUCAGAUACGACUGGAAGAGCGAAUCGGUCGAGUCUCUCGCUAG